This is a messenger RNA of Sesamum indicum (sesame), 1355 nucleotides long. RefSeq names its product transcription factor MYB20. The record is from RefSeq and is a predicted model, not a curated record. NCBI's taxonomy places the organism in Eukaryota, Viridiplantae, Streptophyta, Magnoliopsida, Lamiales, Pedaliaceae.
UGAUAUUGUUAUAUAUAUACACAAGUAGGCAGUCUGGGCGUGGCGAGUCUCUGUCUACUUCUCUUGCCAGCUUCUUCAAUAUACCUUUGCAGCAUUACACAAUACACAUCAUCCAUCUUACUUUUCUUCUCUCUUCAUUCAUUUCAUUACAAUCAGCCUGCUACACCACUUUUGAUUCCUGCAGAGGUUUAUUACAAUCGGGAUUCUGUGAAAAUUUGAGAAGAAGUGGUGAUCAAUUGAAAGAAGAUGGGAAGACAACCUUGCUGCGACAAAGUGGGACUGAAGAAAGGGCCAUGGACUGCCGAUGAAGACAAGAAACUCAUCAAUUUCAUUCUCACCAAUGGCCAAUGCUGCUGGCGUGCUGUCCCUAAACUUGCAGGGCUGUUGAGAUGUGGAAAGAGCUGCAGGUUGAGAUGGACAAACUAUCUGAGGCCAGAUGUGAAGAGGGGACUUCUCUCAGAGUAUGAAGAGAAGAUGGUCAUUGAUCUUCAUGCUCAGCUCGGCAACAGGUGGUCAAAGAUUGCAUCUCAUCUCCCUGGAAGAACAGACAACGAGAUCAAGAACCACUGGAACACCCACAUUAAGAAGAAGCUAAGGAAAAUGGGAAUCGACCCUCUAACCCACAAGCCUCUGCCGCCACCGGCCGCACCCGAUCAACCGCCGCAAGAACCACCAGCAGCCCAAGAACAACCUGAGGCUGCGGUGGCGGAUCAGAACAAAAUGGAGGAGUUGGUCAAUAUUCCGGCGAUGUCUGAUCAUGAGGCUGAUCAGCCCAAGCCCACCCCGUUGGAGUCAACCAUUAAUAAUUCAGAGUCAGCCAAGAAGAAUCUUGACGAUGACAACAUCAUGGAAUUAGUCAACAUCAACAAUGAUUUCUGCAUCGAUGAAAUCCCCGUGAUCGAACCCCACGAAAUCCUGAUUUCUUGUGACGAAAAUUCGUCGACCCCGUCAUCGUCGUCCUCCUCCUCAUCGUCCUCGUACUCGUCGAACGUGCUGGAAGAACUGCAGUUUUCACCUAGUUUCGAUGAUUAUUACAGCGAGAUCAUGGGCGGUAAUAUGUGGUACGAUGAUUUCAUGAGUGGUCUGGAUGUGCUGAUUAACCAAGAUGAUAGCGACCUGAACAGAGACAAUGUGACGGUUAUUGAACCUCCUUUGCUACAGUACCCGGUAAUGGUGACGGAUGAAGAGUGUUGGAAGUUUUGAGGUCUUUGUAUAAAAAGAACAAAAAAAAAUUGGUUAGCUCAGUGGAAAUUUUCUGUGUAAACUUUUGGUGAAUAAACUAAAGGCGAAAAGAUCCAGUAUAUGAUUAUCGUAUUUGUUUCUUAAUUUAUUACAACUCUUUCAUUUGCGAUUCU